This is a messenger RNA of Pocillopora meandrina, 1667 nucleotides long. NCBI's taxonomy places the organism in Eukaryota, Metazoa, Cnidaria, Anthozoa, Scleractinia, Pocilloporidae. The record is from the annotation of a GenBank genome assembly.
UCGUUGUGAAACAAGACCAAUAUUGCAAACUAUAGUUGAGCAUGGAGGAUUCGCGACAGGACUUUCAGCGUAUUUCGCGGUAUGAUAUUGUGUUGGCGGUCCUAUAUGGCGUUGUUAUAAUAGCGGGUAUUUUCGGCAAUUCACUUGUCAUUGCCGUGGUUUGGAAAACGCGCACAAUGCACACGGCUACGAACUAUCUGCUUGUGAACUUGGCGUCUAGCGAUAUUCUCGUUUUGUUAUGGUGUCCUCGCACUUACGAUUUCGUUGUCACUGGAUCGCUUCCCAAAGGCAUAACAGGCGACUACUUGUGCAGAUUUUUAAUUGCUGAUCCAAUGGAUAUUUUAUGUCUUGGAGUUACAUUAUUUACACUGACUGUACUAGCUGUAGAGCGGUAUCAAGCGCUCGUAACACCCCUAAGCACCAAAUAUAAGCUUAGCAAGGAGAGUGUGAUGUACGCUAUUGCUACAACUUGGAUUGCUUCUUUACUUAUAAGUAUUCCAGACUUUAUUUUCACUCACUUCGAUGGCAAUCGUGGAAAAUGUGUUUCACCCUUGGGACCUGAAGUGGACGCUGGUAGCGACAAAACUUAUGUUGUAAUUGCAAUCAGUUUGUACAUCUUCAUACCGUUCCUAGUCAUCACAUAUUGUUACUGUCAGAUAUUGCGAGGAAUGUUUAUCACUCAAACCAUUUGCGCAGGACCAGCAAACGUGAAUUCGGAGAAACGAAAACUUGCCGUUCUCAUUAUUGCUGUAACAGUUGUGUUUUAUAUCUUAUUUUUGCCUUUUGCGAUAUUUAUGCUGCACGUCGCUUUCACAAACCACUUAGCUAAAGAGUAUACAGAGAAUGAAAGUAACGUAGAAGUGCUGAAAGUUUUAAGCUUUCUUAUUGUUGCCAACAGUUCUCUAAAUCCUGUACUAUAUGCUUUUCAAAGCGAGAAUUACCGGAAAGGCUUUAGAGGUUUGUUCUGCCCUAAGAACUCUGUCGGCCAAAUGCAAAAUUACCCUCUCGGGUGAGAGAUAAUCAAGCGCGAUAAUCAACUGCGAGAUGAAGAUGAAGUUGUCUUCAAGUGCGAUUUGCGAUGGAAUCUGUCAGAUUCAAUUCCUCUGGAUUUCAUCAUCAGCGAGAAAAGUUAUAUUAGUGAGGGGCAGUUUGAAAAGGAGUCGGGAACAUUCUGAGGUGUCAAUGUACUCUUCUCUCCUAUCCGUCAUUAAAUCGAAUUAAACGAAUGUCGCCAACCUCGUGAAAAUGAGGUGAAGAUGGAGGCUUCAAAGAGGUCGUACAGGAUCAGACAGUGAAAAACGUGGCGGAAUUUUUAUCCAUAUCGACCCGACCUAACGGAGAAAACGUGGCGUUAAUUAAUUCAUUUAUGUUUUUACAGCUAUUUCUAGAAAGAAAGAUCCGCUUAGCGAUCACAAAACAGAGUGUAAAUAACAUUAGUCAGGUUAUCCUUUGCUGCAAUAUUACAUUGAACUUGUUUACACAAGGAACGCAAACUUUUCAGCUUUCUUUUCCUUCCACAAAAGAUCACGAGGCGCGUUCAUUCUCGUAAACGUCGGUUGUCCCUAAGAUAUAUAAAUACCGUGGAGCACACGAUGAAACUUUUAUUUAACAUAUAUAAACCUAAAGGUUUAGCCCACACAAACAUCAAUAAUAUAACACAAUAAAAC